Messenger RNA from Plasmopara halstedii, 309 nucleotides. RefSeq lists its product as uncharacterized. The coding region runs from base 23 to 262 and encodes 79 amino acids. NCBI's taxonomy places the organism in Eukaryota, Oomycota, Peronosporomycetes, Peronosporales, Peronosporaceae. The transcript has a single exon. The record is from RefSeq and is a predicted model, not a curated record.
UUCCUGAUAAGUGGUUGGAAAAAUGGAAAGGUAUCACGAGAGCAUCGCACACGAUUGGAAACCGUUUUGGGGCGCUUUGCAACAUCAUAGCUGGAUACUGCAGAUAUUGCGCUGCGAAUCCGAUCCAGUCCUUACUGAGAUACUUGAUAUCUGCAAUGAUGCAACAACUUCUGAGAUGGCUAAGCAAUCACAAAAAAACUAUUUAAAAUUUCUCAACUAUCUUUUGCUUCUAUUUUUCUUAAAGUGCUUGGUUUUGGAUUGAGAGAAAGAUGAAGUUUGCUGACUGACUUAUAACAUGGACGAAUGAUG